Molecule: messenger RNA, 1959 nt
Organism: Callorhinchus milii (elephant shark)
Lineage: Eukaryota; Metazoa; Chordata; Chondrichthyes; Chimaeriformes; Callorhinchidae
Product: RHEB like 1
Exons: 9
Coding region: 129-677 (182 amino acids)
Biological process (GO): small GTPase-mediated signal transduction
Cellular component (GO): plasma membrane
Molecular function (GO): GDP binding; GTP binding; GTPase activity
Source: RefSeq, a predicted model, not a curated record
CCUGCCUGCCUGCCGUAAAGUGAGCGGUGAGGCGGUUGCCGUGGCGGCGGCUUGAACGAGCGGCUCCGAAUAAACCGUCAAUAAUAACCGUCAAGUCAGAGAGGGAGAGCGCGAGGAGGAGGAGUAAAAUGGCCCCCUUAAAGUUUCGGAAGAUCGCAGUGUUGGGCUACAGGUCGGUCGGCAAGUCCUCUCUGACCAUCCAGUUUGUUGAAGGACAGUUCAUUGAUUGCUAUGACCCUACAAUUGAGAACACUUUUAACAAAGCCGUAAACUUUGGUGGUCAAGACUUCCAUCUACAGCUGGUGGAUACCGCUGGCCAGGAUGAGUAUUCAAUGUUCAGCCGUUCCCACACCAUGGAUGUUCACGGCUAUGUUUUGGUGUAUUCAGUGACCUCCAUGAAGAGUUUUGAAGUAAUCAAGGCCAUUCGUGGUAAACUACUUGACAUGGUAGGGAAAGUUCAAAUACCAACUGUGCUGGUUGCAAAUAAGAGGGAUCUUACUACAGAGCGGGUGGUAAAGACAGAAGAAGGAAAGAAACUUGCGGACUCGUGGGGAGCAGCAUUCUUGGAAUCCUCAGCAAAGCAGAAUGAUACUGCAGUAGAAAUCUUCAAAAUGAUAAUCCAAGAAAUUGAAAAGGCAGAUGGAUACACACAAGACAAGAAGUGCCACAUGAUGUAAUGAUACACGUGUGAGCAUGGCACUCUUAUCCAUGAUGGUGAAGAAAGGAGGAGGCACUUCAGUUUGCAUUCAAUUCAAACCAAACUGCUUUGUAAAUGGUUGCUGGUAGCGGAACGGACGGCACUGAAGUCUACUCUUUCUGCACUAAUCAGCUCAAAUCAGUUUGAUUUGCUUAAUCACUGGUUUACGACGGUUGUUUUGUAUUGGUCAUUUCUGCCAUUCUGUGCAGUUUAUGUUUUGCUAGUUCUUAUCUAGGCUAGUACAGUGCCUCUGGAAUUUUCAAAUGUUUCACAUAAAAAUGGACUUGGAAUUAUAAGGAAGGAACCUCCCAAUGUUACAUUUUGAAGGUUUAUAUUAAGCCAUUUUUAAGGAAGAAAUGCACUUCACAUUCAAGAACUAUCUAUAAUCUAGAGUCAACAACACUUGGUAAUCUGUCACAGCCUUUUUUAAUUGGAUAAAGGUUAUUUACACUGAGUGAUGGGGAAUAGUACAGCCUUGAAAGGGAAGGAUUCUUUUUCUCUCAUGAUAGAUUUUGAAAUGUUUAUCUAAGAUUGGAUAGAUUUCAGCAGAGCUAUCAUCAAUUCACAAGGUCUAGUUCACACAGUAAGAAAAGGACUGCACAAGUUUUGAAUAUUUACAGCUGACGAGGAAAGCACAUUGACCUUGUAGUCAAGCGUCACGUUACUGCUAACAUCAAAAAACUUUUAAGAAAAUUAACCAAAUGAUGCAAAUGAGUGGCAAGUUUGACUCCUGGAAUUCUUGCUUAUAUAGUUUGUAAGAACGCUGAGGGGAAUUUAUUUUGACUAUCUAGGUUUAUAAUAUAGGGAAUUUUUGUUAUAAGGGUGGCUGAUAUAACAGAUGUGUAGUUCUGUGAUUUUUGCUUCAGAAAUAAAUGCUGAGGGUCCUUCUUGGGUAAGGUAACCGCAAGCACAAGAUGGGAUUUCCUCAGUGGGCGUUUUACUGCAGGGCUGUAGAAAUCCACACCAUCUGUGACCUAGUAUUGCACUUUGGAUUACAUUCUUCUACAGGGAAUGAAAUAUGUGGUGGGCUGUCCAUUUCAUAUCUGAGCAGUUUGAAUUUGUUUUUCAGAUGUUAGGAAUGACUGACCUAGUUUCUCUCCUGGUACCUUACAGGAACAAAACUGCCACCUGGUAGCAAGUAGCUUUGGGGGAUAUUGUCCUAUAGCUUGAUGUUUCAUUUGGAGACUGAUUUGCAAUUUGCUACUUGCCUACUCAAAUAAGUGGGAAUAUUUCAGUAAAAAUGCUAUUUAGUGCCUCAGAAA